AUGUCGUUUGUCGCAUCCAAAGCGUAUGAUUGUGGUAUAAACGUGAACUUUUCCGAUGCUAAUUCCGAACAUUUUGCUCAAUUGUUCAGAUGGCGUUUUCCAGCGUUGACUGGCAUACUGACGUUAGCGUAUUUCUUACACAAUAUUAUUCUGACGAUUCUGCGCAAUCAAAAGUAUCCUGAGAACAACGUGCGUGAUCUAACGGUGGGCUAUUCGUUAGCCGCCUUCUCAUUCAUUUUCAUUGGAUCGCUUUUUUACCUGCUAUUCCCAACGCACAGAUCGUGCAUAUCAGAUAAUCUUCUCAAUAAUUUCGGUACUGGCGAUGUGAUGAGCGCAACAGCGCGUUUGUUUUUAUUCUUUCAGAUGACUACCGUAUUACCGUUAUUCGCGUAUCUUGUACGAGUACAAUUCUUUUACGCUGUUCUCGGCAAUAUCUAUCCCGGGUUCUUCUAUGUUCUAGCACUCAACCUCGUACUGAUUACUAUGUCCACAUGCACUGCGAUUUUCUAUCCGCAUAUCGGAAGUAUUAUCAGAUUCGUUGGUUCGUUUUCGGGUCUUAUCUAUAUAUUCACGCUUCCAUGUGCAAUACAUUUGAAACGUCUCCAGUUGCGUGGCACAUUAACACGGCUGGAUUGCGUUGUACAUGGAACAAUUGUUGCGUUGGGUGCUGCAAAUUUUCUCGUCCAAUUCUUCCUUUGA
Molecule: messenger RNA, 699 nt
Organism: Anisakis simplex (herring worm)
Lineage: Eukaryota; Metazoa; Nematoda; Chromadorea; Rhabditida; Anisakidae
Source: the annotation of a GenBank genome assembly